AGAGGGUAACUUUUAAGAUAACCUCAAACGUCCUUCGUAAGAGCAUCUUAGGAUGUAGAUGCCCAAACAUUUUAUAUUAUAGCACAAAAAAAAGGGCAAUCCAAAUACAUAUUCUAUGAGAAUCUUGGAUUUUCACGAAACAUCCCCUUAAUGUUUAUGCUCUUCAAAAUAUUUUCACUUUUAAGUUUGAUCUUAGGUAGUGUAGAAGAAAAUAAUAAAGUUUCAGUCGCCAUAUCUUUUCUUAGUUCCUUUUAUCCCAUCUUUGUUUCUAAAUGAUAUCAUUUGUAGGUCCAUUCGAAAAAAUUUCUAGAACUUCCAAUACUACAAGACUAUAUAGUACCACCUUUGUUCAUACUAUUGUUUUAUCUUCAUAAAUAUUCUUUUAAUAGAAGCAUACUCCACUUCAUUUUCAAAGAAUGUUGACGUGACAACUACUUAAUAGACGAUAGUAUAAAAGAUUUUUUCGAUAAAUUCAAAGAGAGUAAUCUCGAGUUUGUUCCUACAUGAUGUCUAAAUACCAUGUGUUCUCCAAACAAUUGCAAGCUUCUGGUUCUAGGUUUUGAUAAGGCUAAUCAUCUAUCCUAUCCUAAGCAAUUAGUCACUAUAGCCAACAUAGCUAAAAUAAUGUAACAGUCACAAACUACUAGAUAUAUACAAAAAGAAAUUAAAAAUGUUUUAAACUGUCUAAUGAAAGCGUGGCACCUGGCAACAAACUCAUCAAAUAAUAGUGACUUAAUUUCUAUGCUGUCAAUGUCAAAAAUAUAUGUAUGGGCACUAAGUGAGGCAAAGUGGAUAUUACAAGAGCCUCAUUAAUUUAAAACGAGACUAAUCAAAAGAAUCUAUGUCGUAUCUCUCUUUCUAUCAAAAAAAUAAAACAUUUAAGGACAAAAUAAAGAGAGCCACUUAUUCAUUUAACUACAAAUUAUCAGAAAAUAACAUCUAAAGCAAAAGAGCCUAACUUUUAUCCUUUCAGAUACAAACACAAAUCCCUUUAUUAUUUGUUUGUUUAUUUGAAAUCCUUAGGAGGAGUAAAGAAAUAGAAUUUAAUUAAAGUCCAUCUUACAUCCCAAAGAGUGUGAUGAAUACUGUAAAAAGAAAAGGAGGAAAAAAAAAGAUUUUUGGACAUUUGGGUGACCCCACAUUUCUCUCUCUAAAUCUCAACCGUUGAACCCAUUCUUCCCUUUCUCUAUUUAUACACACUUCCUAUUUUGUUUAGAGUCUCAAGACUUGUGUCUUUCUUCUGCAACUAUUAUCAUCAGCAUUACUUCACCAACUUCCCCCUAUCUGCUUUGCUCUCUUUGCUAAAUAUAUUUCAACAUAUCAUUUACCAAUGGCUUGCUUGGAGAUUUGUAAUGAGAAUUUGCAGGGUGGGGAGACAAAAGAAGAGAGGGAAAUUUGUACUCUUGAUGGGACUAUUGACUGGCAUGGCCAGCCAGCAAUCAGAUCAAAAUCUGGAGGAUGGGUUGCGGGAAUCAUCAUACUCUUGAAUCAAGGUCUUGCAACUCUUGCGUUCUUUGGGGUUGGUGUGAACUUGGUGCUGUUCCUGACAAGGGUUUUGCAGCAAAACAAUGCCGAUGCGGCCAACAGUGUGAGCAAAUGGACCGGGACAGUGUACAUCUUCUCUCUUGUUGGGGCUUUCCUCAGUGAUUCAUACUGGGGAAGGUACAAAACUUGUGCCAUUUUUCAGAUCAUCUUUGUCAUUGGCCUGGUUUCACUUUCCAUAACAUCACAGCUCUUCCUGAUCAAACCAAAAGGUUGUGGGGAUGAGGAUACUCCAUGCGAGUCACAUUCAAAAUUGGGGAAUGCAUUGUUUUACCUCUCCAUUUACCUUACUGCACUGGGAAACGGGGGAUAUCAACCAAAUAUCGCCACAUUUGGAGCAGACCAAUUUGAUGAAGAGGACUCCACAGAGGGGCACUCAAAAGUGGCAUUCUUUAGCUACUUUUACUUGGCGCUUAACUUGGGUUCUCUCUUCUCAAACACCAUUUUAGGGUACUUUGAAGAUGUAGGAGUGUGGGCUUUGGGCUUCUGGGUGUCAACUGGCUCAGCUUUUGCAGCAUUGUUGUUGUUUCUUUGUGGAACCCCAAGGUACAGGCACUUCAAGCCAAGUGGUAACCCUCUCUCAAGAUUCUGCCAAGUCAUUGUUGCUGCAGCUAAGAAAUCAACGGUCAAGAUGCCACCGAGUGAAGAUGACCUAUACAGUGUUGAUGCUAAGGAGGACUGUUCAAUGAAUCGCGGUAGGAAGAUACUUCACACCCAUGGAUUCAAGUUUCUGGAUAGGGCAGCAUAUAUCUCAUCAAGAGAUUUAGAUGACCAAGGCCGAGGAAUUGACAAUCCUUGGCGCCUCUGUCCGAUCACACAAGUGGAAGAGGUCAAGUGCAUUUUAAGAUUACUACCUAUUUGGCUCUGCACCAUAAUCUACUCUGUGGUCUUCACUCAAAUGGCUUCCCUCUUUGUGGAGCAAGGCGCUGCCAUGAAAACUAUUGUUUCAAACUUCCAUAUCCCACCUGCAAGCAUGUCCAGCUUUGACAUUCUCAGUGUGGCAUUUUUCAUUUUUCUUUACCGACGAGUCCUAGAACCACUUGCAGGAAAACUCAGAAAGUCGGAUUCUAAAGGGCUUACUGAGCUCCAGAGAAUGGGAAUCGGUCUCAUCAUAGCAGUGAUGGCAAUGGUUUCAGCAGGAAUUGUAGAGUGUUAUAGGCUAAAGUACGCCAAAGGUGACUGCACACACUGUGAAGGCUCAAGCUCCUUGAGCAUCUUUUGGCAGGUUCCACAGUAUGCAUUUAUAGGAGCUUCCGAGGUUUUCAUGUACGUGGGACAAUUGGAGUUUUUCAAUGCACAAACCCCAGAUGGAUUGAAAAGCUUUGGUAGUGCACUUUGUAUGACAUCAAUCUCUUUGGGAAAUUAUGUCAGUAGCCUUCUGGUCACUAUGGUUAUGAAAAUAUCAACAGAGGACCACAUGCCAGGAUGGAUUCCAGGAAACCUGAAUAGAGGUCAUCUAGAUAGAUUUUACUUCCUCCUAGCUGGAUUGACUGCAAUCGACUUUGCAGUGUAUAUUAUGUGUGCUAAAUGGUAUAAAUGUAUCAAAUUGGAGGGCAAGUGUCAAGAAAAUGAAGACCCAGGGCACAUCAAGGUCUGAUUUGAAGAAAUAUAAACAAAACCAAGACUUGUUUGAUGAAUAUUCUAUCAGUUUGUGUAAGAAUAAAAGGAAUGGGGCCUAAAGAGUCAGAAACCUAUUCUUGGCUCAACUCUUUAUGCCCAACCCUUUCCCUUUUCUACAACAUCUGAUCAAAUAAUUUCAAGCCAUGUUACUGAAAGAGAAAGGGUGGGGUGUUCCGCAGAUUUCUUGUCCAAGACCUUCCAUUUCCGCACCUGGUAAAUUUCUUCCCUUUAUUCAUUAAAGGACUUUCGACUUUUUUUUUCCUUCUCCUCUUUUGUUUUUCCUUUCUAUGUGGGGAAGCGUGGGGAAGCUAGUAUGUACGAUCACUGAGCCAACUUUUUCCUAUCUAUCAAGUUGUGGAUGAAAAUGAUUCUGUCCUUUGUCUUCUGAAAUUGGUAUGGCGGGGAGAAAAAAAAAAAGAUCAAGAGAAGGAACGUAACUGUAUUUUCCUACGCUUUGGCCUUGUUUGUGGUCAUUUUUGUAUCUCAUCGCAUGUCCUCAAUUCAAUGCCCAUGGACUGGUGUGACAUUUGAUUAAUACAUACGGUGGUAUGGGAAAGA
Messenger RNA from Benincasa hispida (wax gourd), 3720 nucleotides. Its product is annotated as protein NRT1/ PTR FAMILY 7.3-like. The record is from RefSeq and is a predicted model, not a curated record. Gene Ontology annotation, biological process: transmembrane transport. NCBI's taxonomy places the organism in Eukaryota, Viridiplantae, Streptophyta, Magnoliopsida, Cucurbitales, Cucurbitaceae. Gene Ontology annotation, cellular component: membrane. Gene Ontology annotation, molecular function: transmembrane transporter activity.